AUGGCAUUCUCUCGGGCGGUCCUGCGUGUUCCAGGUGCUCCUGGGCUUUCUGUGCGGCGCUCUAGCCUGCACGGCUUGGGUGUCUUCGUGGAGCAGCGCUUCGUGCAGGGCCAAACCAUCGAAACCUGUCCCUGCUUGUGGGUGGCGAAAACCUCAUUGGGCGAGACCGUCUCGCCCAGCGGAACGCCGUCCACAGUGGAGCUGUUGGACUAUCUCUACGCCCCGGGUCGCCGAGGUGCAGAGACUCAGGACCGGCUCCUGCUGCCCUUGGGCUUCGGCCUCUCCUACAAUCACGGGGAGAAUUGCAACGCCACCUACAAGGUCUAUCUUGAAGAUCCACCACUCUUGGUCUUCCGGGCUUUGCGCGACCUCGCUGUGGGCGAGGAGGUGCUCAUUGACUACGGUGAGGACUGGUGGAGGAAUCGCGGCUGGCGGCCCUUGUCGCCCGGCUUCGCGGUCUUUCGACGCAGCUCCGUCGGUCGCGACAAAAAGGGUGCGUCAGUCAGGGCUUCCGCUGCAGCUGGGCACUUGGAGGAUGGAUUUCUUCGCAAAGUGGACUGGAGGGGCCAGAUGCCUGAAGACGAAGGGGCUCCGCAAGCUCCCAAAGAGACGGAGCCAGGCUCCUCCGGCGCCGAGAGCGACCUGGCACGGAAGGUGAUCUUGUUGCAGUCGCUUGGCUUCCCUGAAGCGUCCUGCCGCAAAGCCUUGGAGGCCUCCAAAGGCGAUCCCGAUGCAGCCGCCAAUCAGCUCUUGGCCGAGCGCCUCACCGACGGUGCGACAUGCUGCGACUGA
Molecule: messenger RNA, 792 nt
Organism: Durusdinium trenchii
Lineage: Eukaryota; Dinophyceae; Suessiales; Symbiodiniaceae
Source: the annotation of a GenBank genome assembly